This is a messenger RNA of Fusarium oxysporum Fo47, 393 nucleotides long. RefSeq lists its product as uncharacterized. NCBI's taxonomy places the organism in Eukaryota, Fungi, Ascomycota, Sordariomycetes, Hypocreales, Nectriaceae. Bases 1 to 393 code for a protein of 130 amino acids. The transcript has 2 exons. The record is from RefSeq and is a predicted model, not a curated record.
AUGCGUUACAGGCCUGCGCAACUCGUCUGCGCUUAUCUGCUGGGACUCUCAGUCGCGUCAUGCCAGAUACAACUUUCAAGGCGGUUCGCUUCGAAGAUAGUCUUUGUGUCGAUGUAUGUAGAGGAGAUUGUUUUCGCAAAACAGUCCCGUGGUAUUGAUCCAGGAAGGUCUGCGGCAGGCCCUGCCAAGACUGCUCAAGAUAUACAAAACUGGAAGACGAAGAGGACUCCCGUAACUGCAAGUUCACUCUGGGGAAGUCUUGCUCGGUUGUUGGUCGUCUUGGUCAUUAUUGGAUCCGAAGAUGGUGGAGGCAAGGGCUUCGUAUAUAGGACUCUGCCUUGGCAGGAGGCUUCUAAAGAAACAACCUUGGAUUUUACAAAUGAGAUGCAAUGA